Molecule: messenger RNA, 4129 nt
Organism: Betta splendens (Siamese fighting fish)
Lineage: Eukaryota; Metazoa; Chordata; Actinopteri; Anabantiformes; Osphronemidae
Product: B-cadherin-like
Exons: 18
Coding region: 278-2821 (847 amino acids)
Biological process (GO): multicellular organism development; cell morphogenesis; adherens junction organization
Cellular component (GO): catenin complex; cytoplasm; adherens junction
Molecular function (GO): cadherin binding; calcium ion binding
Source: RefSeq, a predicted model, not a curated record
UUAGAAACGUUCGUGGACUGGAAUAUUUUCAGUGUCAGAGCCUCUGACACUGAAAAUAUUCAAGGCACCUUUUUAGUUUCACUGUAAUAGUAUUUUGUAAUACAUUUUGAGAAAGGCCACUUUAUCUGAUCAGAAUAACACGUAUGCGUUUUAAGACGAACACUGAUUAUUCGUCGACGACUUGCCGCAAACGUCCAGCAACGUGAUUUUCACAGCCUCAGCUCUACUGACUACUGAAAGACCACCAUGUGCCCCUGGAUUCAAAUCCGAUUUAUUGAUGUUCAGAGUGAGCAGGAAGCAGCUGAAGCCCGGCACAGUUCUGGGCCAAGUCGGCUUUACUGACUGCACAGACCGCACCAGGUUCCUCUUCAGCAGUGACGACAGCCAGUUCAAGGUUCAGACCGAUGGAACUUUAAUGGUCAAGAGAGCAGUAACACUUCAUGAAGGACAUAGGGACUUCUCUGUCCAUGUGUGGGAUUCACAAGGUCUCAAUAUUACCGUUGAUGUGAGACUACUGUACCAAAGGCAUAUUCCUGAAAAUGCUUAUCACAAUAUUGAGCAUCCCCAUGGUGACCACAGCAUUCAGCAAAUGGAGUCUCCAGCAGAGGUGCCUGUUCUCUAUUUUCCCAAGACUAAAGGGCUGAAGAGGAUGAAGAGAGAGUGGAUUGUUCCAGACAUCAAUUUCCUUGAGAAUAACAGAGGACCAUUUCCUCAAGAAAUUACUAAAAUUCGUUCAAGUGAGGCUAAAUUUAAAAGAGUCUUUUAUAGCAUUACUAGUCAUGGAGCUGAUCAACCUCCUGAUGGCCUUUUCAUCAUGGACAAAUACACGGGUGCUUUGUUUGUCACACAACCCCUGGACAGAGAGAAGCAGGCCAGAUAUGUGUUUCAAGCUCAUGCUGUGGCAGAUGGUUCUGACAAUGUUGAGGAGCCAAUGGAAAUUAUAGUGAAUGUACUGGACCAGAACGACAACAAGCCUGAGUUCACUCAAGUUGUAUAUGUAGGACAAGUUCCCGAAGCAUCACCAAAAGGUUUUGAGAUUUGUACAGUAAAUGCCACAGACAAGGAUGAUCCAAAUACAGAUGGAGGAGUCGUUCGCUAUCGUAUUAUGAGCCAGGACCCCCAAUUGCCCACCGACCCUCUGUUUGCCAUAAACGCAGUCACUGGGGUCAUUUAUAUCAGUAAUACUGGGCUGGACAGAGAGAAAUGGCCACAGUAUACUCUGGGGAUACAGGCUGCCGACACCAACGGAGAUGGGUUGCGCGCAGAAGCCCAAGUAAUUAUUACUGUAACUGAUAGCAAUGACAAUGCUCCAGUCUACACUCAGCCCUGGUAUGAUGCAGAAGUGGAAGAAAAUCAGGAAGGCGUUCUUGUGGCCAAGAUGGUGGUAACGGAUGGGGACGAGCCACAUACCCCGGCCUGGAAUGCCAAGUUCAGGAUCGUUGGUGGUGACCCCGGAGGGCUUUUCAGUGUGACAACAGGAAGUAACAAACAAGAAGGAAUUAUUACAACUGCGAAGAGUCUUGACUUUGAAGCAAGCAGCAAACACACCUUGUUGGUUGCAGUAGAGAAUGAGGUUCCCUUUGCUGUUUUGCUGCCCACGGCCACUGCCACAGUGGUGAUCAACGUGAAGGAUGUCAAUGAACCUCCAGUGUUUAAUCCAAAAACAAAGACUGUGACCAAACCAGAAGACCUUGUUCCUAACAGCGAAGUAACUCAGUUCACAGCAAUUGACCCAGACACGGCACGCUCACAGACUGUCCAGUAUAAAAUACUCAGUGACCCUGCAGGAUGGCUGAACAUCAGUGAAGACAAAGGUGUGAUAACGGUGAAAAGCAGCAUGGACAGGGAGUCUAACUUUGUCAGGGAAAACUCGUACACAGCACUCAUUGGUGCAUAUGAUAAUGAUGAGUCCCCAGCCACAGGAACUGGUACACUAAUCAUUCAGCUUCAGGACGUCAAUGACAACGCCCCGUUCAUUGAGGAGCGCGCUAUUAAGAUAUGCAACAAGGAACCAGUUGAGCAGCUGCUGACUGUGAUCGAUAAAGAUGAGCCAGGAUUUGGUGCUCCGUAUGCCGUCUCAUUACUUGGCACAUCAAAGCCCAUCUGGACCGCUAAGAUGAAUAGCACCAAAACUGGCAUAAUCCUGAAUUUGGCUACGGAGCUGCCCAGUGGAGACUACGUUGUGUCCCUUAAAGUUUCAGACAACCAGGGCUUGGAUCAGACAAGCACUCUGCAGGCCAAAGUGUGUGACUGCACUGGGAAAGACGUGAUCUGCCAAGCGCCUGUUGUAGCUGCCAUAUCGGGAAUCCUGGGAGGCAUCCUGCUGCUGCUUAUGUUGGUGCUGCUGUUGCUGAUGUUUGCAAGACGGAGAAAAGCAGAGAAAAGCGAGCCCCUACUGCAGGAAGAUGACAUCAGAGACAACAUCUAUAAAUACGAUGAGGAGGGAGGUGGUGAGGACGACCAGAACUUCAAUCUUGGCGUUCUCCACCGUGGGCUGGAUAACCGGCCAGAAGUCUUCAGAAAUGAUGUGGUGCCAAACUUCAUGCCAGCUCCUCAGUACCGGCCUCGUCCUGCCAACCCGGAUGACAUUGGCACCUUCAUUGAUGAUAACCUGAAGGCAGCAGACAACGACCCCACGGCGCCCCCCUAUGACUCGCUUCUGGUAUUUGACUAUGAGGGAGGGGGCUCGGAUGCAGGAAGCCUAUCGUCCCUGAACUCCUCGAACAGCGGAGACCAGGACUACAACUCGCUCAACGAAUGGGGGCCGCGCUUUAAGAAACUGGCAGAUAUGUAUGGUGGAGGGGAAGACGACAUGCUGUAACCUGCAUGACUGGCUGUUAACACUAAAUUUGUGAAUAUAUAUGAAGUUUGUGCAUCCCAGGGAAAGAAAUUUGAGCCAGACGUUGGGCUCAUAUGUGCCUUUGGUUGUGGAUGUGUUUGGUUUGUGGUUUAUGUUUGACUGCAGUUACUAGAGUUUAUCAGGUAUGAUGAGAUUAUUUUACCUUUUAAAACAAGUUCCCCUUUGUGAAUCUUAAAGUGCUCCAUCUGUAUUUUACAACCAUGUUCAAUACUGGAAAUGUUUGUCUAAUCUAUAGAUUUCAUGCAGAUAUUUGAGGCUGACAGCUACAUGACAGUGGAAUAACAUGUUUGCAAUGCACUGAAAUGUUAAGCAGUGUAUUUUUUUGUUUCAUAUCUUCAUCUGAACCCACCGUUCUAAGUUCCCUUCCAGUCUACUCUGUUAUUCAGUUUUUCUGGGAAGAACAGGCACCUACAGUAAUUCUUUUGUCAUGCCAGAGGGCUUGAAGAUCUUACAGUCACCUCUGCAUUUUGCAUAUAGCCACUGAAGUCAACACUGUGGGAUGUUCUGAUAAUCAUAGUCUGGUGUCUUUUGUUUGUCCGAAGACAAGUAAACAUAGACAUAGUAAAAAGGCUGCAGAAUAAGAGAACUUCCAUUUAUUAUCAAGAGUCACAUAAAUGAGUUAUGAGCACCAUUAGAAAUACCUUUACUCAUCCUUUGAGAGAGUUGAUUAAUUUCCACAAACUAUCUUUCUAUAAAAUUAUAGAAUUUACUGUUUUUUUAUAUCAAUACCUGUAAGUGGGAGGGGGGGGGGGGGGGGGGGUCAUGCUAGAAUGUAGCAUGAAUGAAGGAAAGCAUGAGUGAAUAAUGGUGCUUUUAACAUUUGUUUGAGUAUGAAUAGCAGUAAGCACAGAUGGUUUUCAGUAUUUCUUGCAAUUAUUAUCUUGCUGAGCUACUUAUCCCCUAUGCUCCUUCCUGGUCAGCUAGACCAGCUCCUCCUGACAGUACCGAAGUCAAGGCGGAAGCCUAGAGGGGACAGAGCUUUUGCCGUUGCAGCACCCAAUUAUGAAAUGCCCGACCACUGCACAUUAGGCAGGCACCUUCAUUGUCCAUUUUUAAAACUUACUUGAAGACUUUUUACUCUCUGGCUUUUAAUUUAGCAUGAAGACUCUGUGUUUCUUCUUCUUUUGUUUUUAUUGUCAUCUUAUUUAUUAUUCAUUGUUCUAAGUAUUGUCUUAAUUGCUUGUUUUGCUUUUGACUAGCUGUGUACAGCACUUUGGUCAGCCAAGGCUGUUUUUAAAGGGCUUUAUAAAUAAAGUUGAGUUGAGUAAU